CGGCAAAACCUCAGCUCAGCUAGGCUAGAACUUUCAAGUAUUUAUCCUGUCAUGGCUGAACUUUCGCUGGAAAAUCUCCCAAAAGACAGUGACAAAUUCUGUUGUCCAAUAUGCCUGGAGGAGGUAAGGAACCUCAAGUAUUUGCCAUGUUAUCAUACGUUUUGUAAAUCCUGUAUUCAGACCUACAUAUCAAGUACGGCUGCGUGUAGCAGUGAUAAUUCUCCUAAAACUAUUCAGUGUCCCGUAUGUAGGAAGUCCAUCCAAGCUCCAAGUGAUGACGCCUCCAGUGAAGAAUGGGCCUGUAGUUUACCAGAAGAUAAACUGAUUCUGAAUAUGUCUAUAGACUCGGAUCAAAGUGAAAACAAGUAUUGCAUGUUUUGUCAGCGAGAUGACAAAACUGUCCAAGCAAAACAUUGGUGUAAAACUUGUGCAGAAAUGAUUUGUGAUGAUUGCAAGUCCUUUCACUCUUUUGUCCCGAUGCUCCAGGGACACAAAAUUGUAGGUCUCUUGGAUAAUUUGGAUUUGACAAAUGACAUUGAGGUAGAUGAACCAUGUUUGGUGCAUAAGGGGAAGUAUCUAGAGGUCUUCUGCCAAGAUCAUGAUCAAUUAUGCUGCAGCAUAUGCUUUGCUACCAAGCAUAGAACUUGUGAAAAAGUGGAGGCCAUUGAAGAGGUUGCAUCUGAUCUUGAUGAAUUCAGCAAUCAAAUAACACCAACAUGUUUUAAAGAUUUCUUAAAGAGACUUGAUCAUAUACGGGAAAGAUAUGGGAAAAUAGCUGCACACCUUCAAGAUAAAAAACAGGCAAUUUUCUCAAGCACUGAUACAAAAGUUAAAGAAAUAAAAUCACUAAUAGAUAAAGCUCAUAACCAAUGGAUGAAGCAGUUUGAACAGAAACAUUCAGAUGCCAUUGCAAAUAUUGUAAUUGCAUCUGAUGAGGUGAAACGACUUGCCAUAACAGUACAAGAGGCGAAAACCAUUUUGCAGAGAGUCAUAGAAAAUGGAUCGACAAAGCAGAUCUUUAUCACUAGACACAAAGUACGUCAUCAGAUCUUGGAUCAUGUGAAUCGUUUGUGUAAUUUGAACAUCUGGGAUUUCGUUCACAAUUACAAUCAACCUGAUACGGAUUUCCUUCGUCAAGUUAGUGAAAACCAAAAGUUUCAAGAUGUCAAGGCACUUGAAAUAGCCUCAACCACCAUUGAAACAGUGUCAGAAUUUGCUGCUGAAUUGCAAAGGAAUAAUAUAUUGCUAAGACGAGAAAUUAUGGCAAAAAAAGACUGGAUGAAAGUUAGAUUUGAAAAACUCUCUGAAGUUCAGCUACCAUCUCGGGUUGGUUAUGGAUUAUUUGUGGGGGAUACCAAAGUCCUUCUCUCCAUAGAAUACCCACCAUCUCUAGAGAUUUAUGAUGUGACCAACUCAAUUGCAAGAUGUGUUCGAUCCUAUCCGUGCUCAUCCAUUCCUUUUGGACUAUGUCACUCCGGAGAGAGUAUGAAUAAAGUGUAUGUUUCUUUUAAUACCCAUGUGGAACAUUAUCUCAUUGAUAUCUCUAAAAGUAUUUCAUUAAAGAAGAUAGAGACUAUUCAUCUCGCAUCACCCAUGAAGGCAAUUUCACUUGGUGCAGCAGUGCUCUUUUCGAGAAGUGAUUCAACAAGAAUGAUUUGUUCACCUGAUUUUUCAGUCAAGCAUAAUUUAAAAAGCUAUGCAGAUGGAUGUCGACCAUUAAUAUCAGCGUCAUUUCAUUGCGACAAGUUUGCUCUUAUUGAAGGAAAGAAAGUAGUUGUUGUAGACCAAAACAAUGAAGAGAUUUAUAAGAGGAAUCUGCCUGCAGUUUCCCCCCGUGGAGUGGCAUUUGAUUUACAGGACAAUAUUUUUGUCUGUGUGAAGAUCAACAAACUGAGGCAGAUAAACAACCGGGGAGUUGGGAACCGCUACAUCGACUUACCGGGAAUCGAACAGUCAUACAAUGUAGUUCUUCAUCCUGCAGGGGAGAAAAUUCUGGUUCUGGAUCAUAGCAAGAAAUUUUGUGUUUAUAAAGUUGUAUAAAAUCACAAUCAUGAGUGACAGAGAUUGUUCUGUGCUGGUGUAAAUUAUUUGUUAAGGAGAAAUUACCAAUACCAUGUAAAAGUAAAAUGUG
Molecule: messenger RNA, 2131 nt
Organism: Magallana angulata
Lineage: Eukaryota; Metazoa; Mollusca; Bivalvia; Ostreida; Ostreidae
Exons: 1
Coding region: 52-2040 (662 amino acids)
Biological process (GO): positive regulation of DNA-templated transcription
Cellular component (GO): chromatin; nucleoplasm
Molecular function (GO): zinc ion binding; ubiquitin-protein transferase activity
Source: RefSeq, a predicted model, not a curated record